Messenger RNA from Anolis sagrei ordinatus, 3200 nucleotides. RefSeq names its product ATP binding cassette subfamily F member 3 (gene ABCF3). The record is from RefSeq and is a predicted model, not a curated record. Gene Ontology annotation, molecular function: ATP binding; ATP hydrolysis activity. Lineage: Eukaryota; Metazoa; Chordata; Lepidosauria; Squamata; Anolidae.
CCGCGGCGGACGUCGACGUCACGGUCCCGAGCGGCGUCUGAGGGGAGCCCGGCAAUGGCGGCCUCCUGCGCGGACAUCUUGCGGAGGGAGUUCCCAGAACUCGACGGGGAGAUGUUCGACUACGUGACCGGGGUUCUACAUAGUGGCAGUGCAGACUUUGAGUCAGUGGACGAUCUGUUUGAAGCGGUUGGAGAGCUUUUGCAGGACAUCUCCAGAGAUUCCAAAGAUGAUGAGGACAUCCGUGCUAUCUGCCAGCGAAUGUAUAAUACUCUACACCUGGACAGUGAAAACUCUGGAAGAGACACACAGGUGCUCCUGGAUGCCCCAAUUCAGAUUUCUAAGAUGGCAGACAAUUAUGAUUCCGGCUUGGACGCGCUGCCAGGGAUGCUGCUGAAGAGGAACCAGAACUCGAUGGUGAACUCCAAGAAGCUGGAGAAAGCAGAGGCUCGCCUCAAGGCAAAGCAGAAUAAGAAGCAGGAGCGAGAUUCUUCUAAAUCUGGGAACUCACUAGUGCUUGAAGAGGCGUCUGCCAGUCAAGCUGCCAGCAAGAAAGAGACACGCCUGGAGACGUCAGGCAAGAACAAGUCCUAUGAUGUGCGGAUUGAAAACUUCGAUGUGUCCUUCGGUGAGCGUGUCCUCCUCACAGGUGCAGACUUGAACCUGGCCUAUGGACGGCGGUAUGGCCUGGUGGGCCGGAACGGGCUGGGAAAGACCACCUUGUUGAAGAUGAUUGCCAGCCGCAGCUUGCGCAUCCCCUCCCACAUCAGCAUCCUCCACGUUGAGCAGGAAGUGGCAGGGGAUGAUACGCCAGCCCUGCAAAGCGUGUUAGAGUGCGACACUACCCGCGAGAGCCUACUGAAGGAGGAAAAGGAGCUGACAGCCCGAGUCAAUUCUGGAAGAGGAGAAGGUACCGAAGGCACCAGAUUGUCUGAAAUCUAUGCUGCGUUAGAAGAGAUUGAGGCAGACAAGGCCCCAGCAAGAGCAUCGGUUAUUCUGGCUGGACUGGGAUUCAGUGCAAAGAUGCAGCAACAGACAACCAAAGAGUUCUCAGGAGGCUGGAGAAUGAGGCUGGCUUUAGCUCGUGCCCUUUUUGCUAGGCCUGACCUCCUCCUGCUUGAUGAGCCAACCAACAUGCUGGACGUGAAGGCGAUCAUCUGGCUGGAGAACUAUCUGCAGACUUGGCAAUCAACAAUCCUGGUGGUAUCCCACGAUCGGAAUUUCCUGAACGCUGUGGCCACUGAUAUUAUCCACUUGCACUCGCAACGGCUUGACAGCUACCGUGGUGAUUUUGAGAACUUCGUUAAGAUCAAAGAAGAGCGACUGAAGAACCAACAGCGUGAAUAUGAGGCCCAGCAACAGUAUCGGGAGCACAUCCAGGUCUUUAUUGAUCGAUUUCGCUAUAAUGCAAACCGAGCAUCUCAAGUACAGAGCAAGCUUAAACUGCUGGAGAAGCUGCCAAAACUGAAGCCUGUAGACAAAGAAUCUGAGGUGACAAUAAAGUUCCCAGAUGGCUUUGAGAAGUUCUCGCCUCCCAUCUUGCAGCUGGAUGAAGUGGACUUUUACUAUGAGCCUGAUCACUUCAUUUUCCGUGGCCUCUCAGUCUCUGCUGACCUUGACUCCCGCAUCUGUGUGGUCGGGGAAAAUGGAGCUGGGAAGUCUACUAUGCUGAAGAUCCUGAUGGGAGAACUGGCACCCGUACAGGGAAUUAGGCAUGCCCACAGGAAUCUGAAGAUUGGCUAUUUUAGUCAGCACCAUGUGGAUCAGCUCGAUUUGGACAUCAGUGCCACAGAAUUAUUAGCAAAGAAAUUCCCAGGGAAGACAGAGGAAGAGUACCGUCAUCAACUGGGCUGCUAUGGAGUCUCUGGAGAGCUAGCCGUCCGUCCUGUUGCCAGCCUGUCUGGAGGCCAAAAGAGCAGAGUAGCUUUUGCCCAGAUGACCAUGCCAUGCCCUAACUUCUACAUCCUGGAUGAACCAACGAACCACCUUGACAUGGAAACCAUUGAGUCCCUGGCAAAGGCACUCAAUGCUUUCCGGGGCGGUUUGAUCCUCGUUUCUCAUGAUGAACGUUUCAUCCGGUUGGUGUGCCAAGGGCUGUGGGUCUGCGGAGAAGGUACAGUGAAACGUAUCGAAGGUGGCUUUGAUGAGUACAGAGACAUCCUUCAAGAACAGUUCCGGAAAGAGGGAUUUCUAUAAAGCAGAUGCCCGGCGGUGUGCAUGAGCUGGUUUGGGGCGGAAGCUGCUGCCCGGCAGCUCUCAUCCUUCCUGAUGAUGCAGCAGGGAUUCCACCUCCAUCAUCGUAUGAACAUCAGCUGUCCAGUCUCCUGUUGGGUCAAAGCUUCCAUCCCCCUGAAACCAACUCCUACCUGCUGGGGAAUGCCGAGGGGAAGAGGAAGGAGAACCUUGCUGCUGUGGGAUGUGUGCCAAGUCUCUGCUGGGCAGGGACCAAAAGACAGCCAAGAGAAAGGUGGGCGUGUUCAGUGCUGCUUUAGUGAAGGAGGGCAGGAGGGGAGAGGGAUCUGCUGUCAGGCAGUCCUUCCUCUCCUUCCGCCUGUCUGUAAGGUUGAACCCCUGCUGCACUUGUGCUCAGUGAGCAUCGGAAGGUUUGGGGGUGUAAGCGCUGCUAAAUGUUGCACAUUUGAAUAGCUUUUCCAGGAAGUGGGCUGGGACUCCAGGCUCACCUUUGUAACGGUCGGUCGGGAUGAGGGGCUUUCCUUCUCUCCUUCCACCCUGUGAAGAGUCUCAGCUCCUUCAUUUAACUGUCAGACACACAAGCCAGAGCCUCUUACGAAGCACUUCUGGUUUUCAUAGCUUGGCCUUAACAUUUCUCUUUCUUUUUCUACUCAGAAGGUGAUGCCUUUGCGUGCUAAAAGGGAUCCCUCUUUCCCUUCACACUUAGAAGGGAGGGGUAGCUCGGAUCCUUAUGGUGGAAGUGGAAGAAAUGCAAGAUUAUUUCCACUCUGCCAGAAGGUGGCAAUCUUGAUCUUUCUGCGGUUGGGCUUCUGCCUUAAGGGUGCCACAUACCCACACCAGUCUCUGGCCUUCCAAUGGAGGCCUGAACUCCAUGCAGGACUGAGGUCUCUCCCAGCUAACACACCAUGUCUUGGUAAUUGAAAUGGUUUUAUCUUGAAGGUAAACUCUGUGUUCAUCAGCAUUGAGGUUGCUCUGUAAAUAAAACGGGCUUUCUCUGGCUUUGGACUUCA